Messenger RNA from Schistosoma bovis, 1450 nucleotides. The record is from the annotation of a GenBank genome assembly. NCBI's taxonomy places the organism in Eukaryota, Metazoa, Platyhelminthes, Trematoda, Strigeidida, Schistosomatidae.
UGAACGUGUUAUCAGUUCAUUCAGUGAAAGAGCUAAAAAAUGAACAAAUGCAUAAAACCGAAAAACCUAUUACUUUUUAUAUGUAAGGCUAAAUGGGUAAUUAUUGGGCAAUUGACCUUGUGAAGCCAGCCUUGUGGCGCGGGAUUACCAAAAUUUUCGAUUAUCAUCUGACAGGCUACACAGAAACAAUUCCAUUUCUACAAUCCGUUAUUUUGGUCAUUUUAUACUUUGGCAUGUCGAUGUCUAACGGAGAUUAUGUUCGGAUACCACUUUCUGGGAGUUUUGAAGAUCAAGUGGACCAAGAACUUCAAGGGACUUUAGAACAUAAUACUAACAUUGAAAGUCCAAAAACGGAAUCAAGCCUGGGUCCUUUCAGCUUUAAGUUCUACCAACAGUACUUCGAUGUUGAUACAAGUCAGGUUCUGCAUCGUCUUGCCUCUGCAUUCAUACCUAAUCCGCGUAUAAAUUUCAUUCAACAUUCUCUAAAACCUCGAGCUGAUCUCUAUGGUCCAUUUUGGAUUUCAACUACGUUGAUGUUAGCUGCUGCCAUCGGGGGGAAUAUAUCCAACUAUUUGCAGUCACGUCGUGAGGUAUCUUCAUGGCAUUAUGAUUUUCAAAAAGUUACGCUGACAUCAACUAUCAUUUAUGUGUAUUGGUGGCUAACACCAUUGAUGUUGCAUGCAGUUAUGCACAUUCAUCGUAAAAACAAGAAACCCCAGUCAAACGAUGCUGAAAGCGAUCUCACUGACCUAUUGGAACGUUCCGACACUGAUACAUCAUCAUUUCACAAUGCGAAAAAUGCAAAUAAAUUCUUCGAUGUUCUGUCGACCUAUGGUUAUUCAUUAGCAGUUUUCGUUCCUGUUGCAAUUUUAUGGACAAUUCAGAUUGAUAUACUACAAUGGUUAUUGUUCUUAGUUGGAAUAGGAAUUUCUGGGGCAUUCCUAGUAUUUGCUUUAAUGCCUAGUAUACGCAAAGAAUAUCCAAAGCUUGCAACACCAAUAAUGAUCAUUAUAAUUGUAGUACAUUUUGGUUUUUCAUUAGCUCUAAUGAUUGCCUUCUUUCAUGGAUCUCCACCUGUACUAGAUCCUCAUACUGGUUAUAUACAUCAACAAAAUGUUUUGGAAAAUAAUAAACAACUGUCAAAUAUCACUGUAUUAACUACUAAUAAGCCAGUAUAUCAUUAAUUCAUCUGUUAUUUUAGCUUGAGCACUGCUAUUUUAAGUAGGAAAUUUGUUAAACAACGGUAAUAUUAUUAUUACUACUAACACUACUAUUAACUGUUAUAAACCUUUGUACAGGUGCAGUUGAUUCCUUUCUUUCUGUUUGUUUAUUACUGCUUCUGUAUUGUACUAUCAUUUCCACAAUACAUAAAUGCAUGCAUAACACUGUGAUAUUCAUUGUGUUUCAUUUUUAUUUUAACUAUUUUCAAAAUAUACGGAUUACAUAGUAA